Messenger RNA from Auanema sp. JU1783, 1689 nucleotides. The record is from the annotation of a GenBank genome assembly. NCBI's taxonomy places the organism in Eukaryota, Metazoa, Nematoda, Chromadorea, Rhabditida, Rhabditidae.
AUGCAACUCAAAACAUUGCAGCUACUACUACUAUGGAGAAUUGCCGUUUCAAACUGCGUCGAGGUGCCUUUAUUUGAUAAGUCAUCUGCAUCAAUUCCAUUCAAAAACUACGAUUGUGGUAGAAAUAUCAAGGUUAAAACACAUUUCCAUAAUUUCACGGAAGUAGUUACCAACAACGUGGACUGCACCCUUGAUCCAAGUUUCAUCACUGUGUUGAACAGUGAAUCGGAGUCAUACUUUAGUCCUACUACGUAUGAAGAAAAAUUUGGUUUCUCGGCAGCACAAACUUGUUCGAGUGUGGUGUACUGUAAAAGCUCAUCUAACAGAAUAUGUGAAAACAGUGAUGCGCUCAUCUACGAUUUCUCUAAAAGAGUAACGGACGCUUUGGAUGUUGAAAAAUUACCUCAAAAUGCCACAAUUUACGCUUUAGAUCCUUAUUGCGUCUAUAGGUAUCGAGAAAGUAGUGGUGGAAUCAUAUCGAGGACCCAUAGGUUCAAUAGUCCCGAUGUGUUCGACAGUAUGAAAAAUCUCGGCGCAUCUGGAAUAACGGUAAAAUCUGAUGGGGAUGAUCUUUAUAUAAAAACCAAUAUAAUCGAAUCGCUAGACGAAAAUCCUCGAGUCCUUAUCAAUGACGGAGAAGAACCAAGUUUUGGAACUUCUGAGCUCAAACAGGGUAACUCUCUAAGCUGGAAAAAUCACAAAGCUUGCAACUCAUGGUGUGACUAUGGUAGAAUGAUCCUUUUUAACAUUACAGCGAAUUCCGUAUUCACUUUCACACUGCAUCUGAAAAAAUCUUGUGAUUGGGUGGCUCUCUGUACUUAUAUAAAGGAAAGUGGUAUUCCAAGUUGCGAAAAAUUUGAUACCACUCAUCUUUUCUUGAAAAAUGAUCUCGUUCUGUUCUCUAGUUCACAUAUCGCUAUACCAUUAAAAAUGCAGACUGGUAUCGACGAAACAGACUUCUCUUCCAUUGAAAUAACAAAGUUACAGUCAGGAUUAUUAGCCGUUACCAACUCUUUGAGGCAAAGGGCUAUCAAUCUUAACGUUGAGAACAGAAAUGGCAAAAAGCUGGCAUUUUUAUUCUCUGAUUCUACUUGUUUGAAAGAGGAAAUAGGAAUUGAAACGACCAUAUCUAAUGGUUAUGUAUCCAUUCAACCUGGUGAAGAUGCUAGCAAAAUAAAAGAGGGACCAGUAAUCAUAGCUGGAUCGGUCUUGACUAAAGCCAAAGUUAUAGAAAUCCCAACCACUACUAUGGACCCACUGUUGCAUACGGUUCCUCAAACAACUACAAAGUCAUUCCUAGAAAGAAAUGAUAUUUUGGUCGACGAUGAUGCCGCUAUAGUACAGAGAUAUUCUGGCUGGAGAACUUGGGCACUUUUUUAUGGUUUUUUCACCGGAUCAAUAGCGGGAUGUACUGCUCUAGCAAUAGCUUUCUUUCUCUGUAGAAGAACCAUGUACCCCAAUUGGUACCGAGGAAUGUAUAAAAGAUAUGGAUGUGACGCUUCCAUGGAUGCUACCGGAGAGUUUGGUGGCAGUACGAUCGCCGAAAGUACUAUAAUGGGUUCAGCUAUGGGUUCAGCUAUGUCUUCAGCAAUGUCUUCAGCUAUCCCCACAGCAGUACCUUCAGCGAUGAGCAUGAACAAUUCCGUAGCAGAUUCAGUAGCAAUAACAAAAAGUAAAAAAGCGUUUUAA